Cyanidioschyzon merolae strain 10D is the source of this 2250-nucleotide messenger RNA. RefSeq names its product probable phosphatidylethanolamine methyltransferase. The record is from RefSeq and is a predicted model, not a curated record. Lineage: Eukaryota; Rhodophyta; Bangiophyceae; Cyanidiales; Cyanidiaceae. Bases 1 to 2250 code for a protein of 749 amino acids. Gene Ontology annotation, molecular function: phosphatidylethanolamine N-methyltransferase activity. The transcript has a single exon. Gene Ontology annotation, biological process: phosphatidylcholine biosynthetic process.
AUGGAGUUACCGAGCGUCCAAGAAAAUGCGGUAGCGACGCUGGGCGGACGGCGGAACUCCAAGUCGCGAAAGAGCCGUAGGGUGCCGAGUCGAGCACCGUCGACAUCCUCGCUGUCAGAUGAGGCGAGCUCGCUACGAUCCACAGAGCGUAGACGAGGGCGGACUAGCCUUGGAUCGCCGUCACUAUCAACGUUAGAUCAUGAUGAGCAGGGUCCUGUGCGAGCGGGAAUCGAUGUUACGCUCAAACAAAGUGCGACGACGAACUCGGGCGAUAGAGUUCAUUUUGGUGUACCGCCAGCGUCGCCGAUGACGGAGCGAGCCGCAUCCCAGGUACAGGGCGCCUCCAAUGCGCAUGGAGAAGAACUACGUCCUACACAACGCUAUGGGACCGGUCUUAUAUCAGGAGAGCGGUUUCGAGUCCCGGUAACACGAACCAUGGCGGCUCUCGUUUUCGAUGUUAGAAACUGGGGUCCUCUGGAGUUCGUGGUGCACGCCUUGUUCCUGGUCCAGCUCUUUGCGACAUUCUGGGUGUUUCCACGACUGGACCCACUGUGCACCGAUGCGUUGAGCGGCUCCUGCGCGGCUGGUGUCAUUUCCUCUGUGAUGCUCUUUCUCAGUUGGCGACUGGCGUACAACGUAGGGCUUGGCUGGCUCUUGCGUCGGCAGUCCCGUCACGCCGCUAUUACCCAUUGGUGGGCAGGUCUGUCCCCGAAAUGGAAGCGAAUUAUUCGCAGAUGCUUUCGCAGUUCGCUCUUGCCGGAUGAACGGGUAGCGUCGCGAGCUCGCUACGGACCAUCGCCACCUUGGCCAGUUGAUUUCGAAGCCUGGGCCGCUUUCCGAUGUCUUGCGACCAUCGUCUUGGCAAAUGACGGCUGGUCGUACCUGUUGCUCUGCUGCAGAGUGUUCCACUUUCCAUGGAUAGAGCGCUGGUAUGCGAGGCCGGAUGUCUGGCUCUGCUACCUCUUGGGCGUUGCGCUGAUCGCAUUUUCGCUCUGGGCAAAAGCGAGUGCGCAUCGCGUGGUGGGUGACUUUGCCUGGUAUUGGGGCGACUUUUUUUUCAUCAUGGAAGGUGAGCUCACUUUCGAUGGCGUGUUUGAGCUUUUCCCCCAUCCAAUGUACACUGUCGGAUAUACUGCAUACUACGGCUUUAGUUUGAUAUGCCGCUCGUACACUUUGCUGAUUGCGUCGCUCAUCGCACACAUGUCUCAGCUGCUCUUUCUCAUGAGCGUGGAGGAGCCCCAUAUCGAAAAAACAUACGGCCCGAGCGAGAGGGCGCAGAGCCCCUCCUGUGCUGCAGAAAGCGUCUCUCCUGAGCGCAUCUGCACCGUGUCAUGCUGUUCCCGAAACAAAAUCGAAAAGGAAGCUGUGGUCCUGGCGAAUCUGGACCCGUUUCGAAAUUCGGAUCUGUCUCUGCUCAUUAUGGCGUGUAUGACAAUCUUUACGCCGGCCCUAUCGGGAUGGACGCUUACAUCUCGAUACUAUGCAAUGCAGGUCGUUGGCUGGAUGGUCUUCCAUUGGUGUGGUCUCGGCACUGUACUCUAUCUCCAGAGUACUCGGCGCUGGUGGACACGGCAUUUCGAACAGCGAGGCCACUGUGCGGCUGAAGCCUUUCGCCAAUGGCAGCGGACGUUCAACAUGAGCCUUGUGAUGAACCACCUGGUAUUUGUGAUGCUCGCGCUUCACGACGCCCAACCGAUCCGAAUUCCUUCCGUUUGGUCGCUGGUUUCCGGUCGCACUGCGGCGCUCGUCGGCGGGUCUGCUCUUAUCAUCGUGGGAGCGUCGUCUUCUAUUUCCGCAUAUCGGAUUCUCGGAGAUUACGGCUGGUUCUACGGAGACUUUUUUCUCGAACCGUGUGCGUUGUCGAACCAUCAGGGGCCUUGGAAACGACCCGCAUCGGUUGAAGCUUCUCUGCGCCCGUCAUACGCGGGUAUUUAUCGGUAUUUGAACAACCCUGAUUGUGUGCUGGGCUACCUCUGGAUGUACGGGCUGAGUCUAGCCACUGAAAGCUGGCGGGCGUUCUGGUUCGCGGUUUGUUCCCAAGCGCUUCAUGUCUUGUUCUUGGUGCUGGUAGAGGUCCCGCAUAUGCACCGCACGUAUGGGCCGCACUGUCGACGUGCAGCAGCGCUGGAACUGCUCUUACGUCGCCAAGUGCAACGCAUUCGUGACCAGCCGCUGCUUCGGGAGGUAACUUGCAAAGUUGAAGCGCGCGUUGAUGAGCUGCGCGGCCGGCUCCUGCACAAGUAUCGAUAG